Molecule: messenger RNA, 1466 nt
Organism: Gastrolobium bilobum
Lineage: Eukaryota; Viridiplantae; Streptophyta; Magnoliopsida; Fabales; Fabaceae
Product: oxysterol-binding protein-related protein 4C-like
Exons: 7
Coding region: 156-1313 (385 amino acids)
Cellular component (GO): membrane; cytosol; intracellular membrane-bounded organelle
Molecular function (GO): sterol binding
Source: RefSeq, a predicted model, not a curated record
UCUCUCUCUCUCUCUCUAUAACCCAAAGAUCAGAGUUGGCUUCCUUACCCCAACACCAAAGUGGCGAUACACGUCUAAAUUAGAGUACAGAGUUUUUCUCACAUCUCAGUUCUCUUCAAUUUGCUGUCAGACUCUGCUUCUUCUUCGACUCUAAGAUGGUAACUGAAGGGAAGGAGUCCAAAAUAUUUCUGACGAAGCCCUUCUCAUUGGAAGGUAAAUCAGACUUAGACCCGUCUUAUUCAGCUCCCAAUCUCCUACGUCGCUUAUUAAGUUUACUCAAGAAUGUACGGCCAGGAUCAGAUCUCACCCACUUCCAGCUUCCACCUCUGUUUAAUUUCCCAAAAUCUCAACUUCAGUGCUAUGGUGAAUCAGUGUAUUGCACAGCUUCAAACUUGCUGAGCAGGUGCAACAGUGGACAGAGUCCACUAGACAGGUUCACAUCAGUGGUAGCAUGGAGCAUAUCUACCACUCGCCCAUCAUCUUUCGGGGUUGCUCCCUAUAAUCCCAUUCUUGGAGAGACCCACCAUGUUUCCAAGGGCAAUCUUAACGUGCUACUUGAGCAGGUUUCGAUCGACCCUCCUCUAUCUGCCCUCCAUGCAACUGAUGAGAAGGAGAACAUUGAAAUGAUAUGGUGCCAUCAAACUGUUCCAAAGUUUCGUGGUACAUGUAUUGAAGCUCAAGUGCAUGGUAAACGGCAGCUGAAGCUCCUAAAACAUGGAGAAACAUAUGAAAUGAACAGUCCUCACCUUUUAAUAAGAAUUCUUCCUGUUCCUGGGAUUAAUUGGAUUGGCAGUGUUAAUAUACGAUGCCUAGAGACGGGCCUGGUGGCUGAGUUGUCCUACAGAUCAAGCCAUUCUUUUCUAGGACUUGGAGGAAAUCGUAAAUUGGUCCAAGGGAAGAUCCUUGACUCAUCAUCAUCCAAAGUUCUAUAUGAAGUUGAUGGUCAUUGGGAUAGGACUGUUAAUGUGAAGGAUACAAAUAGUGGGGAAGUCAGAGUGAUAUAUGAUGCUGAACAAGUCAUUUCAGGGCUCCAAACUCCAAUUGUCAAGCAUGCGGAGAAUGUAUGGCCAACUGAAUCAGCCCUAGUUUGGAGUGAGUUGAGCCGAGCCAUUAUGAACAAAGAUUGGGAGAAAGCAAGAGAAGCAAAGCAAGGUGUGGAGGAAAGACAGAGGAAGAUAUUAAGAGAAAGAGAGACAAAAGGGGAAUCUUGGAUUCCUAAGAAUUUUGUGGUGUCUCGUAGUAAAGAAGGGGUGUGGGAGUGGGUGUGUUCACCCAUUCAUAAAUGGGUCCCAGCUGCACCCAUCAUAUCCUAGUAAUUUAUUAUUAUUUAGGUAUAGCCCAAAAUACAGUUUGGUAGCUGAAAAUUGAAAAUGCCUUUAUUUCUGGAUCAAUAUAAAAAAUGGAUAAGCCUAGAAAGCUAUCGUAGUAGGCGGAAUAAAUUAAAAAAAAAAAAAAAAAAUACUGAA